This is a messenger RNA of Sphaeramia orbicularis (orbiculate cardinalfish), 6827 nucleotides long. RefSeq names its product AT-rich interactive domain 1B (gene arid1b). Gene Ontology annotation, cellular component: nBAF complex; nucleoplasm; brahma complex. Gene Ontology annotation, molecular function: nucleosome binding; DNA binding. The transcript is spliced from 23 exons. Lineage: Eukaryota; Metazoa; Chordata; Actinopteri; Kurtiformes; Apogonidae. Gene Ontology annotation, biological process: chromatin remodeling; positive regulation of DNA-templated transcription; regulation of transcription by RNA polymerase II. Bases 116 to 6043 code for a protein of 1975 amino acids. The record is from RefSeq and is a predicted model, not a curated record.
GCACCAGCGGACCGGGACCAGCGGGAUCCGAACCCAGCAUGGAGGAGGAGAAGGUGUCCUCCUGGAGGGGAGCAGCCGAAGCUGAAUAAAGGAGGAGGAGGAGGAGGAGCAGCGGAUGGACGGCAGCCUGGGAUCAGCCACCGACAGCACCAACAAACCCCCUCCUCCGAGCGGAACCGGCUCCGACUUCACUCAUUAUUACGGGAAUGGAAGAGGAGGGCCCAGCUCGGAUCAACAUGGCGGACAACAAAGCCCAGGGCCGGGGCUAACGGCGGCGGCGCACUCGGUACUCGGCACCAUGGACCAGGUUCAGAACUCCCACGAAGGCUACAGCAGCGGCCCGUACAACCACUACCCCAACUACCGGCCCGGCUACGGCAGCAGCGGCUAUGGCGGCAUGAUGAGCCCCUCACGCCCGGGGAAUAACCUGAUGGGCCCGGGCGGCGGAGGCUCUGCCGCGGCUAACCACAGUAAGGCGGCUAUGGCGGCUACCAGCGCCCCGGCGGCGGGCGGAGGAGGCGGCGGCUUCCAGAGGUUCCCCGGGCAGGGCCAGCACCCGCAGCCGCAGCACCCGUCUGGAGCGACCCCGACCCUCAACCAGCUACUGACGUCCCCCAGCCCGAUGAUGCGGGGAUAUGGAAGCGGAUACCCGGAUUAUAAUCAUCCGUCGGCGCAGCAGCAGCAGCCCAAAGACAUGGGCUCCCAGUACGGCUCCGCUGCCCACGGCUGGGCACAACAAAGAGGUCACCCGACCAUGAGCCCCGGGAAUAACGGCCAAGGCGGCGGCAGAGCCCAGGUGGCGUCCAUGGACCCGAUGGUGAUGAAGCGUUCUCAGCUCUAUGGGAUGGGCGCUAACCCGUACUCGCAGCAGCAGCAGCAGGGGGCGCCGUACCCGGGGCAGCCCUACGGAGGCCCCUCCCCCCACAGAUACCCCCUGGGGCUGGGGUCCAGAGGGCAGAUCGGGAUGGGAGGGAUGCAGUACCCUCAGCAGCAGAUGGGUUCUCAGUUCUCCCAGCAGCAGCAGCAGAACGUGGGCGGGUACUGUCAGCCGGGUCAGCCUCCAUACUUCAGCCCCCCCCAGCAGCAGCCCGCCGCCCCCAGCCAGCCCCCGUACAUGCAGCCCCGCCCACUGCCACAGCAGGACGUCCCACAGGAGGCGUACGGGGGGCGGGGCCAGUCUGCCGCUAUGACCCCUGGGAAACCGAACCAAGAGGACCUGAGCCAACAGGAGAGACCAUCCAGUCUGCCGGAUCUGUCCGGCUCCAUUGAUGACCUGCCGACGGGCACUGAAGCGGCGGUGAGUUCAGGGACGUCGGGCUCCGGCGGCGCUCACGCGGACCAGGGGACCCCGGCCCGCUCGCCCUUCUCCCCCCACGUCUCCCCUCGCCUCCCCCCGCCCACUCGCACCGGCCCCUCCCCCUCCCCGUCCCCCUCCCCUGCAGGGUCCAGUGGCCAGCCCCGGUCCGGACCCAUGUCCCCAUCAGGCGCCGGACCAGGGUCUCAGCUGAACCCUCAGAUCUCUGGUUCUGGAUCAGAUGUGGGUCCUCAUCCCUCCCAGGCCACCAUGACUCAGGACAGAGGGUUCCCUGCUUCCAUGCAGCAUGGCGCUCCGUUCACCUCGCAGCAGUCGGCUCCGCCCUUGUCCCCUCACCAGGCUCCCGGUGGACCCACAAUGCACCACGGCCCCUACCAGCAGGGCGGCCCCUCCUACGGCCAGUACGGACCCCCAGGUAACUACCCCCGCCCCCCCCACUACGGCGGGGCCCCCGGUGCCAACUACAGCGGCCCCGGCUCGGGUCCCGGUCUGGCCAACAGCCUGGGCAUGAACGCCAGCAGCCCCAUGCACGGACAGGGGCCCUCCACGCCGGCCGGACGAGGACCCGGACCCGGACCGGGACCAGGCUCCGGAGGGAGGCCCUACCCCCCUGCCGGCGGCACCAUGGCCCCCACCUCCCCCGGCAUGCCACAGUCAGCGGGACAGGGUAUGGGGCCCCCUGGACCCAACGCCAGCCGUAAAGCGCCUGAAGUCGGCCCCAACGCCCGAGCGGGGUCCAACACCACCCCGACCCCGACCCCCCCCCAGAGCAGGCCCAGUGGUUUCUCCAUGGCCCCCAUGGGAGUGCUGGGCCCCGGGGCCCCAGGAGGCCCCUACAGCCAGCAACCAGGCAGCAACUCUGGGAGGAUGACCCCCCAGGGAGCCCCCUACAACGCCCCACCCACAGGGCCUAUGAUGAUGUUGGCUGAAGGGGUGGGCCUUCAUCUGGACGCCAAGCAGAGGGCGGAGCUCGGCAAAGACAUGCCUCCAACUGAACCACUGAAAUCUAAGGACGUCUUCAGCUCCCAGUGUGUGUCCCAGCCCCCCACCCCGUCCCCCAUGUCCCCCAGCUCUGCCAGUCUGUCCUCCUACCACGGCGAGGACAGCGACAGCAUCAGCAGCCCGGCCUGGCCCAAGACCCCCACCAGCCCCAAGUCCGCCGCUGCGACGACGACCGGCGAGCGGAUUGCGCGUCUGUACGACAUGGGUUCGGAGCCGGAGCGGCGUCCGUGGGUGGAGCGGUACCUGAGCUUCAUGGAGGAGCGGGGCACGCCGGUGCCCACCCUGCCCGCCGUCGGAAAGAAGCCCCUGGACCUGUGGCGCCUGUACCUGGCAGUCCGGGACCUAGGAGGACUGGCCAUGGUCAAUAAAAAUAAGAAGUGGCGGGAGCUGUCGUCUCUGUUGAACGUGGGCACGUCCAGCAGCUCGGCCAGUUCCCUGAAAAAGCACUACAUCCAGUACCUGUUCGCCUACGAGUGUAAGAUGGAGCGAGGGGAGGAGCCUCCACCUGAGGCCCCCGGACCCACAGGGGACGCCAAGAAGCACCUGACGGUCCAGCCCAAAGUCCAGCCCCCGUCACCAGCCAACUCGGGGUCUCUCCAGGGUCCCAACACCCCCCAGUCCAGCAGCAGCUCCCUGACAGAGGCCCCCGGGGACCUGAAGCCCCCGACCCCUGCCUCCACCCCCCACAGCCAGAUGGGCCCCCUACCAGGGACCAGGAAUAUGGGCGGAGUCAGCAUCCAGGACCCGUUUUCGGAAGGCAGCGAUCCUGCCUUCCACAUGAAGCGAGGUCCGGGACCCGGUAGCGCCCCCUACCAGCAGGGAGGAGGUCCGACAGAACCGCCCAUGAGGAUGCAGUACGACAGCAACAAAGACCUGUUUGGACUGAGGAAGGGUCCUGGUCCUGGGGAGGCCUUUGGUCCUGGACAGAUGCAGGACAUGUAUGCCCGUGGACCCCCCUCUGGACCCCUGACAGGAAUGGGCCCCCGACCCCAGUACCCCUACGGCCCUGGGUAUGAGCGCAGGUCGGACCACGGGAUGGGUCCGGAGGGGGGUAUGGCGCCCCCCGGAGGUCAGAACAGUAUGGGUCCGUCCGGUUCCGAGAGCGGGAUGUUCCCAUCCAACAGAUACGCCCCCCAGAGACAUGGACACGACGCGUACGGACAACAGUACCCCCACAGCAUGGCCUACAGUUCCCAUCAGCCCCUGUACCCACAGCCGCAGGGUUACAAGCGUCCUCUGGACUCCAUGUAUCCUCCGUCCAAGCGCCACGAGGGCGAGGCGUUCAGCGUCCAGCAGUACGGCGCCCAGCAGGUGGACAUGUUCGGCCCCUACGGGGGGCCCGGCGGGGGCGGGGGCGGGGGCGGGGGCGGGGCCUACAUGGGCCCCGAGCGGAGGCCGGCUCAGGGCCAGUACCCCUACCCCUACCCACGGGAGCGCCAGGGCCCGCCGCAGCACGGCAUGAUGGGAUCGGGACCGCCGUCGACGUCUGGGGGGCCCGGGGAGGGGCCGCAGACCAACAUGUGGCCCCCCCGGACCGAGGUGGGCUUCCCCUACGGCCGCCAGGGCCAGGGCCCGACCUUUGACCCCGAGGCCCGGGCCCAGGAUGGCCAGUGGCCCCCGAGGCAGCCCGGAUACCCCGCCCACUCCUCCUCGAACUCCUCCUCGUCCCCCAUGCCCCCCCUGCCCUCCAGACAGGCCCAGCCUUCCUCCACCUUCCAAGCCACGCCCCCCAUGUCUAACCACGUCACCCGCUCCCACAGCCCCUCCUCCUUUCCCCGACCGGCGGCGGGUUCGCUGUCCCCCAACAGCGCCCCCUACCUGCCCUCUAUGAAGAAGGCGGGGCUUCCUGGGCCUGGCCCCGCCCCCUCUCAGGGCCUCCCCCUCCUCUACAGGGAGGUCAGCUUCCCCCCGGGGUCAGUAGAGGCCACGCCCCUCAAGGUGAAACCACGACGGCGGCUCACGGCCAAAGACACAGGAACCCCGGAGGCGUGGCGUGUGAUGAUGUCACUGAAGUCGGGCCUUUUAGCAGAGAGCACCUGGGCCCUGGACACCAUCAACAUCCUGUUGUACGACGACAGCACGGUGGGCUCCUUCAGCCUCCCCCAGCUCCCUGGUUUCCUGGAGCUCAUAGUGGAGUACUACCGUCGCUGCCUCAUCCAGAUCUUCGGUAUCCUGCUGGAGUACGAGGUGGGGAACGAGGGUCAGAAGGACCUCUACCAGGAGGAGGAGGAGGAGGAGGAGCUAAUGGAGCCCAGCAGCCGAUCACAAGAGGAGCAGCGGACGUCAGUGGAGGAGGAGGAGGAGGAGGAGGAGGUGGUGCCGGUGAAGGCUGAAGACGAGGAGGAGGAGGUGAAGAACAAAGCGCCUGACGUCAAAGAGGAUGAGGAGCCCCGCCCCAAACAGGCCAGCAAGUACGACCGGCUGCCAAUCAGAGUGGAGGAGGAGGGGCAGGAGUGGGUGGAGGUGGAGCGGCGGUGGGCGGAGCUCAGCCGACCCAACGGCUUCAUCAGCGGACUCCUGCACUGGCAGGCCGGAGGCGGAGACUCCACCAACCACAUCCAGACGCACUACGAGCCCCGCACAGGAGACCCCUCCCCCCUGAACCCAGAGGGGCGGAGACAGGGGCGGGACAGAGAAGAUGACGGACAGGAGGAGGAGAGCAACGCGGAGACACAGCAAGAUGACCGAGGUCAGAGGUCACCGGCGCCCGGUGACGCGGCUCACAGUCCCAUCAGCCAACUGGAGGACGAGCCGCGGUGCUGGGACGAGGCGCCGCUGUCCACGGCGGAGGCGUGGCAGGAUGCUCUGGCCAAACGCUGCGUCUGCAUCUCCAACAUCGUGCGCGGCCUGUCCUUCGUACCCGGAAACGACGCCGACAUGUCGCGCCACCCGGGCCUGGUCCUCAUCCUGGGUCGGCUCAUCCUGCUGCACCACCGCCACCCGCCCCGCAAACGCACGCCGCCCACCUACCGGCGUGACGAGGAGGCGGGGCUGGCCUGCAGCCGCGACGAGUGGUGGUGGGACUGUCUGGCGGCGCUUCGGGAGAACACGCUGGUGACGCUGGCCAACAUGGCGGGUCAGCUGGACCUGUCGCUGUACCCCGAGACCGUGUGCCUGCCGGUCCUGGACGGGCUCCUGCACUGGAUGGUGUGUCCGUCGGCCGAGGCCCACGACCCGUUCUGGACGGCGGGCGGCGCGGCGGCGCUGACGCCACGGCGGCUGGCGCUGGAGUGUCUGUGUAAGCUGAGCAUCCACGACUGUAACGUUGACCUGCUGCUCGCCACGCCGCCCUUCAGCCGCCAGCAGAAGCUGUUCGCCACGCUGGUCCGCCACGUGGGCGAGAGGAAGAGCCAGGUGUGUCGCGAGAUGGCGGUGGCGGCGCUGUCCAACCUGGCGCAGGGCGACCCGACGGCGGCGCGCGCCAUCGCGCUGCAGAAGGGCAGCGUGGGAACUCUGAUUGGCUUCCUGGAGGACAGCGUGGCCGUGGCGCAGUACCAGCAGAGCCCGCACGGCCUCCUGCACGCCGCCGCGCCCUCGGAGCCGCCCAGCGUCAACAUGAUGUGCCGCGCCGCCAAAGCACUGCUCGCCAUGGUGAAGGCCGACGACAACCGCACGGAGUUCGUCCUCCACGAGAGCCGCCUUCUGGACGUCUCGCUGUCGGCGGCGCUCGACUCGGCGGUGGCGGCCAUCAUGUGUGAAGUACUAUUUAAAAUUGGCCACUCGUGACACGGACACGCAACGGAGCGCGCUCGGCGGCGCUGGAAGCGGUGGACCGGCUCCUAUUCUAUUUUUAUUUAAAGAACUGAACACAAAUGUUUUUACAAAUGAAUCUAUAUAGAAUCUAUAUCUGGCCCUCGGCUCCAUCACAAAAGUUUAUUUGGGAUUUUUAAGUAAUUUUAAUACGAAUAUUUAAUACUGGUAUUUUUCAUUUUUUAUUCUUUGGUCCGUUUGUGUUUUUGUUCCGUUUUAACCAAAGUGUGGCUGGAGAGGCUGUUUUUUACAUUCGUGGGUGUUGGGGGCGGGGCCAGGUUAAUUUAAUGUUGUAGAUAGUAUGUUCUGGCGGCGGCGGCGCUGGUGUGGGUCGUUCUGGUGCAAUAGGAGUCCUGGGCCGGUUUAAUGUGAAUUCUUCGACCAUCUGCAGUUUGACCAUCAGUGUUGCCGAACCACAGCAGUAUGACACAAAGGGGGCGUGGCCAUUUGUGUUUUUAAGAACUUGUCGUCUCCUCGACCAAUCAAACGAAGCCCCUCCUGUAAAUAGACAAUGUCCGCCAUCACCUGAAUGUGUCAUCAGGCUCCUCCCACAGGAGAUUUUUGUGUAUUUAAAGAACAGCAGGUGCAUUGUGGGAGGUGUGUUUGAUUUGUACAACUGUACUGUACAGGAGGGCGGGGCUUAAUCUGACACAAAACAGUUAUAACAAAUGUAAAGAAAAAAAAACAACGAAAAUCUGCAUCAGAACGAGUCGAGUUUGAUUCACAAACGAAAUCUGAGUUUAAUAAACGACAAGAACUG